CUCUCCUGCAGGUUCAUGUUGGGGAGAGGUCUCAAGCGCAAGCUGAGUGACUAUGAGGAGAACAUGGCUGGACUCUCCAGUGCCUUUGACUCCAGUCGAAACCUGCCAUACCCACUCAAGAGGCAGUUGGUGCUCAACAUGUGCCUCACCAAGCUCCAGACAUACAAGAUGCUGGUGGAACCAAACCUGCGCCGCUCUGUCCUCGUAGCCAACACCGUGCGGCAGAUCCAGGAGGAAAUGAGACAGGAGAGCAACCAGCAGCCCAUGACCAUCUGCCCUGGCAUCGCUCCUAGUUUUCACAGCUACACAGGGGUGGAGCCAUCUUGGAUUUCCCUUCAGUUUCCUUCAGGUGUUGGUCAGCAGGAGCCUCACUGCUGCGACUGCGACGUGCUGUCGGGGGAAGACCCCAUCGAGAACAGCCUGCUGAUUGUCUCGGAUGAUGACAUGUCAUCUGCUAUUUCAUCCAUACUGAAGGAUCUAGACUUUGUAGAAGAUAUAAGCCCUUCUACAUGUCUGGUUCCUACUGGAGAUGACCAGCCCAGGUUUGCAGAAAAUCCUGGUCUAAAGCUAGAAGACGAGAGACAGGAUUUGAAGGGAGCUGAGUGUGUCUUUGGUUCCUUUGAGAUUUCAAACUCAACCAGUUACUUGAAGGAUCUGGCAAUAGAUGACAUCUUUGAAGACAUUGACACUUCAAUGUAUGACUCAGACUUCUGUUGCCCCCCACUUAUGCCACCCAGAUCACCAUCUCUUGCUGCAGAGGAACCGCUGAAAACCUUCCCAUCCUGUAAUUCUUCAUCAGCAAACAACAUUCAGAUCUGCAGAACAGACCUGAGUGAGCUGGACCACAUCAUGGAGAUUCUGGUUGGAUCCUGA
Acanthisitta chloris (rifleman) is the source of this 873-nucleotide messenger RNA. Its product is annotated as SERTA domain-containing protein 2-like. The record is from RefSeq and is a predicted model, not a curated record. NCBI's taxonomy places the organism in Eukaryota, Metazoa, Chordata, Aves, Passeriformes, Acanthisittidae. Gene Ontology annotation, cellular component: nucleus. The coding region runs from base 16 to 873 and encodes 285 amino acids. Gene Ontology annotation, molecular function: transcription regulator activity. The transcript has a single exon.